CAAAGCGAAAGCUCUUCCUGUCCGCAAUCACGGAACAAUCUUCAGAUCUUAACAUCAAGACAGAAGCGAAUCAGAUGUCCUGUGGCACUGGAACACCAUUUCGAUGAUAAUCAGCUCAUCUGAGUCUCAGUGCUCGUGCAUGUGUUGAGCGUUGCUGGUUUCCAUUGGCAACGGGGACGCGCACAGAUUUCACACAUGCAAACUUUUCCCCUGCUUGUGUGCAGAUAUGACUUCAAGUCAGAAGAAAGGUCUCAGAGGCUCUAUAGAUGACGUGUUGGGAGAUCUGCUGGGUGAUAAUGAACGUCCAGUGAAGGUCCGAUCUCCUGCUGUUGGGUCGAGCAGAACCGCUGGUGUCCUCACAUCAUCACACAGUGGGAAGAAAUCACUUCUAGAUGAUGAUUUCUUCAGUAAACUGGCAGAAGAAGCUGAGAGAGAUGAUGAGGGUUCGGAUGUCUCUGAAGCUGAUCCUGCUGCUCUACUGGAAAGCAUGAAGAAUAUAGACGACAUGGACGCCGAUCUGUUCCUCUCCAAGAAGAAGCCGAGCUCAGCUCCUGUUCAGAGAAUAGACUCUGAACUUAAAGGAGAGCCUUCUAAAUCAGGAGACAAGGCCAAAGAUACAGAGGGGAGAGUUAUUGAAGAGAAGAAGCCCAGUUCUGCUCCAGCAUCCACAGCGAGAACUUACAAGAAGUUCAGCUUCCUAGAUGAUGAUGAAGGUGGUCUUGAUCCACCUCUUCCUAAUAAAGAUAACACGGACGACUCGUUAGACAACCUGCUGGAUGACCUGGAGCACAAAGAGCGUCCGAAAACAAUGAAGAAAACCGAGUCACCCUCCUCUUCCUCUCCUUCCAUUCUUAAAAAAACAGAGACAGCAUCUCCAGCAGCUAGCGUGAAGAAAAGAGAUGAUCUGACGUUCGAUGGCGAUGAAGAUGAUCUUAUUGACGCUUUGGGCUUUGGAGAAACACCUAAAGUGAAAGGAAAUGGACUGACACAGAAACAAGAGAGUGAUCCUCCUCGGAGAGCUCGCACCAGACUGGACGAGAUUCUUGGUAGAGGAACAUCUCCUCGUCUGAUGGAGAGACCCAUCACAGGAGAGAAGAAAGACACACGGCAGACAGAGAAACAGAUGGAGAAACUGCCGGAGAAGAGCUCCGCUGGAAAAGCCUCUCUUUUAGACGAAGAAGACUUCACGUUUGGCUCUUAUCAGCCAACGAUGGGCUCCACACCAGAGGGACGUCAGUCCAGGAGACAAUCUGUCAGAUUCUCGACUGAAGACGUGAGCGCUCACUCUCCUGAGCACAAACCCAAACCCUCCCCACGAGCGACUCGGCCCAGAGCAGACUGGCUUGGCCUGAAACAGGAUGAAGAGGAGGAGGAGGAGGAGGAGGAGCAGAAGAUGGAGGAGGAGCCCAAACAAACAGCCAAAGAGACCCAGAAGCCCCCGACAUCUCCCUCCAUAGUGCCUCGAAAACCAUCCAGCCAUGAAACCCCUGCAGAACUGACAGCCACACCCGCUUCACCUCACACCGCCCGGCGACAGACGAAGAGAGACGAAGACAAGGAAGACGAUUGGCUCGCUGGAGCGUUGAGUCGCAGGAAGACACAGUUAAUCAGCCAAUCAGAGGACAGAGAGGGAAAACAAGAGGAUUCAUUGGCUCUGGGAGAGGAAGUAGACCAGGACACGGUUGUCAGCCCUAAACCAAGCAUCUCUUCAACCCCACGUAGACGACAGGAAGAGCCACCGGCCCUACACACAGAGCCAAGCAGGGAGUCCACUGGCCCCUCCAUUCAGCCUAACACAAGCAGAGAAUCUCAACAUAAACCUGUGUCAACAGCAGACGGCGGUGUACAUUUGACCCCAGCGCAAACUCCUCUAAAUGCAGAUGGUCUACAACAACUGCUGAUGCAACAACAGUUGUCUCAGUCUCAUCUGUGGGGUUUGGGUGGUCCUCUGAAUGUGAGCUCACAGUCAAAGCACUGGAGAGACACGGAUGAGCAGUCUAGAGACAUAACAUCACUGCAGACACGAAUUAUACAGCUGGAGGGACAGGUGAGGAGUUUACAGCUGGAGAGAGAUCAGAAUCACAUGCUGUUAGAGAGCAUUCAACAGAGACACAAACAAGACACCGAUCUCAUGGACAACAUGCACAGAGCUCGUGUGAAGCUGCUGGAGGAAUCGGCCGCCCAGCGAGAGCAGCGGUCUCGGCAGGAAAACGAGGACCUAGUGGAGAGGCUGGCUGCGGCCACUCGCAUGGCGGAGCAGGAGCGGGCGGAGCUACAGGCGCAGCACCAGCGCAGACUGGCACAAUGCCAACAGGACAGAGACAGAGAGGUGGAGCGACUCCGAGACCUGCAGAGGAAGUCGAUCCUGGAGAUGAAGAAAGAUUAUGAAGAUCAGAUUCAGCGAUUGAAGAAACUGAAGGACGAAGAGAUCGAUGCUGUGACCAGCGCAACAUCACAGACCAGGUCUCUGACGGUGGUCAUCGAGCAGAUGGAGCAGUUCUCUCACAGGCUGGGCGACCUGUCGUGUCGCGUGGAGAGCACGCAUGAGAACACUGCUCAGGGUUUGGAGCUGAGCGCGAAACACAGAGACUCACAGCUUAGAGUUCUUCAGGAUCAGUUGAGUCAGCAGCAGUGUGAGAUGAUAGAGGAGAGGUCACGUCUCAAAGAGGUCAUCAUCAAGAUGGACACACAGCUCGCCGAGCAGCAGAGACAGCUGGAGAAGGAGCGCUGGCGGGUGACAUCAGAACAGGCGAAAGCAGAAUCCGCUCUGCGAAGACUAGAAGAAGAGCGACGGACCUUGACGCAACAGCUCAGCAUGGAGAGAGAGGAGCUGGAGAGGGCAAAGAGCGCUCUGUUGGAAGAACAGCAGUCAGUCAUGCAACACUGUGCAGAAGAACGCAGGAAACUCGCAGCGGAGUGGAGCCGGUUCCACGCACAGGAGAAAACUCGUCAGGAGCGCGUGGAGAGAGAGGCUAGCCGCGCACUGGAGAGAGACACACACAGAGAGGGGUCCAUCAUCAGUAUGGCAAAGGAGCAGGCGGAGCUGAAGCUGUGUUCUGGAGAGCUCAGACAAAAGGAAGAAUCACUGCAGAAAGAGCGAGAGAGCCUGGAGAGAGUGAGAGAAGAAUUGGAGAGAGAGAAAGAGAAGCUGAGCGCCAUGGCACUGAGACUCAAAACACGAGCACAGGAGGUUGAGAGCUUCAGUAAGCUGGCAUCAGAGCAAUUUGAAGAGGGCGAGCGGGCGCUGAGGGAGGCCAGACAGGUGGAGGCAGAACAUCAGACUCGACUACGCAACAUUCACACACAGAUGGAGAAACUACGGCAACAGGAGCAGAGCUUACAACAGGAGCGUUUGAAAAUGACGGAUCAUCGGCGACAUGUGGAGAGAUUGAGACACACGCUACCCGUCAAUCCUGUGACUCUGUCUUCAGCUCCUCUCAUCACAGAUUUCUCUCCAGCCUUCACCAGCACACACGUGCCAGCUGCUCCUCCUGUUUCAGUGAGUCCUGUACCAGUUGAACUACACGCCAGACUCGCCCUCAUCAAACACACCGCAGAGAAGGACAGAGACUUCCUGGCAGAAGAGCAGUACUUCCUGGACACGCUGAAGAAAACCUCAUACAACACAUGACCACACGGAGACUGGAAACAUUUCAUACUUUUUUAAUAUGUGAAAUAAAAAAAAAUUAAAAAAUAAAUGUUCCCAUGUGUUUCAGUUGUGUGCACUAACAUCCCUCUCCCAGCU
This is a messenger RNA of Xyrauchen texanus (razorback sucker), 3745 nucleotides long. Its product is annotated as fas-binding factor 1 homolog. The transcript has 30 exons. Gene Ontology annotation, cellular component: ciliary basal body; ciliary transition fiber; centriole. Lineage: Eukaryota; Metazoa; Chordata; Actinopteri; Cypriniformes; Catostomidae. The coding region runs from base 227 to 3631 and encodes 1134 amino acids. Gene Ontology annotation, biological process: cilium assembly; establishment of epithelial cell polarity. The record is from RefSeq and is a predicted model, not a curated record.